AUGCAAGCAGCUCCCGUCCUUCUUCUCACCGUCGCCUCACUUGCCGCCGUUCUCGGAGCUCCGGUUCGCUUUUCAGAUCAAUUUUGAAAAGUCUCGAAUUUUUAGGGAUUUUUAAAGCUUUUUCGCGUGAAAUUUCUCCUAGAAUGUUUUGAAGUGACUGAAAAAAACGCUGUUUCAAAGCAAAUAGACAAGUUUUGGGGAAAACAUUAUAGACCAUAAAUAUUCUUCGCCUUCUGUUGGGGUAAAAAAAGAUAAAAAGACGAUUUUCAGGCCGAGGAGGUGAAGAGCGAAGCGGCGGCCGGCCGUCACCACCGUCCCCCGCACGGCGGAUUCCCUCCACACUUCUGGCAGCCGCUCAUCCAAGAUCGUUCGUUUCGCUUAUAAAUAUCUAUCAAUUGCUUCCGAGCGGCGUGAAAAAAUCGCAUUUUGGCGGACCUGGCCCUAGAAAACUGGGUCUACCAAAAUGUCUGCCAAACAGUACACCGUGUAAUUACUGAGACUCGCGCUCUAACUAGAAUAGGGUCCGAUUUUUCGAAAAUCGUUCUUUUUCGAAGUCUAACGCGCCUUUUUACAGGCUUCGUGUGCGACCUGGACGCUUCGGUACUUUUGGUCGUCGACUCGAACCGUCACCACCACCGUAACCCGUACUUUGGCGCCCCGGCCAACCGAGCAGUCCGUGUCAAGUGUUCCGAAGUGGCGAACAACGACGAGGACUCGUGCAAACUGUGCUGCCAACAGACCGCCCGUCGCGACACCUCUCUGCCCAACGAGAAACUGUUCGGAUUCCUCGCCAUCACCAAGAUCAACGACGACGAGACGUUUACGAGAACCAAAAGAGAUGCCGAAGACGACGACGACGACGAUGAUGAGGACGAGAAGAGACGUCGCAACGGAGGAGGCAGAUUCCACAAGGUCGAUUCGACGUACGUCGUCGAGGCCAAAUGGACCCCCGACGCCUACAAUACCAAUGUGAAGUGCGUGUGCUGUGCUCCGAGAUCCAACCCGGCUGCUCAGGUGCGUCUUCUGUAAACCAUAAAAAUUAUUUUAAAAAAUCGAUUUCUAGAACCCGUCGACCUACUCAAACACGGCCUCCUCGCCCCCAGCACAGUCCCCGUACGGAUCCUCGUCCGGAUCGUCCAACACGUUCGGAAACCCGCAGCCGAUAACCGCCAACCCGGCCUCUUCCGCUUCUGCCCAGCAGCCGCUCGUCGACUCGUGGCAAUCCGAGUCUGCCGCCACCUGGGGAGCCGCCUCCGAUGCUCCGGCUUCUGCUCCGGCCGUCACUCCCGCUCCGGCCACCUCUACUUAUUAG
Molecule: messenger RNA, 1312 nt
Organism: Caenorhabditis sp. 36 PRJEB53466
Lineage: Eukaryota; Metazoa; Nematoda; Chromadorea; Rhabditida; Rhabditidae
Source: the annotation of a GenBank genome assembly